ACAUGGUCAAUAGAACAGCCUGAAGUCCUUGGAUUUCAGUAGAAGUUUUCACAAUCUCUUUUGACUGACGCUUGAAGAAAAAUGGAAUACGUGCCGGAGACAAACCGAAAUGUCAUCGGUUUCAUUCUGUGUUGUGAGUGCGGAACACAGAUUGAGCCGAACCCAACCAACAUGUGCGUGGGUUGUGUGAGGACCAGAGUGGACAUAACAGAAGGAAUUCCGAAACAGGCAGUUCUGUACUUUUGCAGAAAUUGUGAGAGGUAUCUACAACCUCCGGCACAAUGGGUGCCUGCUCAACUGGAGUCACGAGAACUCCUCGGCGUCUGUCUUAAGAAACUGAAAGGACUGAAUAAGGUCAAUUUGAUAGAUGCUGGAUUUGUGUGGACAGAGCCUCAUUCGAAGAGGAUCAAAGUGAAACUGACUGUCCAAAAAGAGGUGCUGAAUGGUGCAGUCCUCCAACAGGUGUUUGUCGUUGAGUUCACGGUGAAUUUUCACAUGUGCGAUGACUGUCAUCGUGUCGAGGCCAAGGACUUCUGGCGGGCUGUCGUUCAAGUCAGACAAAAGACAACUCAUAAGAAGACUUUCUUCUACCUUGAACAGUUGAUUCUGAAACACAGCGCACAUCUGAACACCGUUAACAUCAAGCCAGUUCAUGGGGGUUUGGACUUUUACUAUGCAGCCAAACAAGAUGCCAGAAAACUUGUUGAUUUCUUGUUGUCAGCUGUGCCUUGCAAAUAUCAGGUGGCCCAGGAGCUGGUGUCCCAUGAUGUCCACAACAACACGUUUAACUACAAGAACACGUUCUCUGUAGAGAUUGUACCUAUAUGCAAGGACAACAUUGUGUGCCUACCUAAGAAGCUGGCUCAGUCCCUGGGAAGCAUCAGCCGUCUCUGUAUCUGUCUGCGCGUGGCGCAAACCAUACAGCUGAUUGACCCAAAUACCCUACAGAUGGCAGAAAUGAGUGGCGCAAACUUCUGGAGGACUCCAUUUGUCAGCCUCUGUUCUCCUAAAGAGAUGACUGAGUAUAUGGUGAUGCAGGUGGACCCCGUGCCAGAGAAAGAGAAACCCCACAGAGCCCAUGCAUCUACCAAGCAUGUGUUAGCAGAUCUGUGGGUGGCCAGAAUGAGUGACCUGGGGUCAAAUGACCAGCAGUACUACUGUCGCACGCAUUUAGGCCACCUAUUGAACGCUGGGGACAUUGUACUAGGAUUUGACCUCAUUAACUCCAACUUGAAUCAUCCUCAACUGGAGCAGAUGAGAGCAGACAAACUCCCCGAUGUGAUCAUUGUUAAGAAGGUGUUUGAUCGGUCUCAAAGGAUCAAGCGAAGAAAGUGGAAAUUGAAACACCUGGACAGUAACCUUCAGAUGGAGACAGCAAGCACAGAAAGAGACUACACUGAUUUUCUGGAAGAUCUGGAAGAGGAUCCUGCCUUCAGACAGCAUGUCAACAUUUAUAAAGAUGAACUAAAGAUUGCUGUGGAUACCGAUGACACUGAUGAUGAAGGGGCUCCUCAAAUUAGCCUACAGGAGAUGUUAGAUGAUCUUCAUAUUGGCGGAGAUGCCACGGGCGAGGCUGGGGCAGAAAUGACAGAGUAGAGCAAAAGGCUAUAGGGUUGGGGUGGACAUCUAUAAUCUUGCGUUAUACUUGGUAGUAUGGUCUUAACAGUACACAAUAUUCUGUGUUAUCUUUUUGUGUAAAACCAUGAAAAAGGUAACUUCAUGGUGAUUGUGAUGCAGUGGUGACAUCCAUGAUGAAGAUUGUGUCCAUUGUGAUCUUGAUGACAUCCAUGAUGAAGAUGGUGUCCAUUGUGAUCUUGAUGACAUCCAUGAUGAAGAUGGUGUCCAUUGGGAUC
Messenger RNA from Liolophura sinensis, 1853 nucleotides. Its product is annotated as 60S ribosomal export protein NMD3-like. NCBI's taxonomy places the organism in Eukaryota, Metazoa, Mollusca, Polyplacophora, Chitonida, Chitonidae. The transcript has 15 exons. Gene Ontology annotation, biological process: ribosomal large subunit export from nucleus. Gene Ontology annotation, cellular component: cytoplasm; nucleus. Bases 82 to 1596 code for a protein of 504 amino acids. The record is from RefSeq and is a predicted model, not a curated record. Gene Ontology annotation, molecular function: ribosomal large subunit binding.